UCAGUGAACGUCAGUCCCGGUCGGUACAAAGUGCAUUGCUGUCGUUUCGGAGGAAGACGUCCCUGCCACAAGCACAGCAAGUGGCCACUGAAUAAACUUCCUUCUCCACACUGGAAGGAGUUUAGGCAACGCCGAACUGUGCAGUAACGUCACUGGGCUUGACCGUGGUCUCCUGACCCGAACAGAGCUAGUGCCACCUGGGCGUGUUAGGCACGCGGUGCAGUCGCCCAAAGCCUGACAAUCUGCUGCCUUUUCACCUCGCGCUCGAUCACUCGUUACUGGAAGUCGCGCAUCUCAUGGAGGACCAAAGCAGCUCAGCCUCUUCACAUACUGCAGCAGCCAUUCUGUUAGAAAACUCUUGGAUUGGGAAAAAAUGAGGCUUAAAAUUUUUCAUGCUUUCCUAAGCAGAUUGCUCUUUUUUAGCCAUGGAUUGGUAGCUGUUUGGCAUGUUGUCACAAGAAUGCAAAAUCCCAUGUACUGGGGAUUGAUGACCGGAGUUAUUACUUUGGGAAUUGAAGGGUUCAUAACUGUAAGGCGCACAGAGAAGGGAGAGUGGAAAUGGUUUUCUCCAAUGAUCUUCUUAUACUUAUGCACCAUUAUAUCAUGCAUAUGGAUUUUGGAACUUGGCCUAGUAACAGAAGAACCGCAUAUCUGCAACAGUUCUAAAGGUCAUGCAGAACAUCAUGGUCUGUUUCCAUUGCAGAAACUUAAAAGCUUGAAUGAGGAGGCCUGGGUGGCAGGCAUUGAACAGUCAAUGAUGCUGGUGCUUGUUAUUGGUCGCUGGCUGAUGCCUUCAGCUGGGAUGACCAGUGAGCAGCUGUAUCAGCUGCUCCUGAUGGACAGUGGCCUGGGAGCUGACAUCCUGGACCUGAUUGAUGCUUUUAAGGAGUCGGGAGUUGAGAUAAGCCGAAAUGUACGCAUCAUUGGCCUGACUGUUUUCAGUUGGUCCCUGAUGCAGUUUCCUUUGGCCCUUACCCAAGCCAAUGAUCCUCAAGACAGUGAUUCAGAUGAAGAUGCUUCUGCAUAUGUGACUGAUAAACAGAGUGUGGUAAGCAGAGCCAGAAAAUUCUUCAAAUCGUGCAUGUCUGGUGAGAUGUGGAGCUUGUUCAUCAUCAUAGGGAUGCAAGAUGGACCCUCUCUAGUUUUCCGAAUGUACCUAUUAAUUCAGGAGAAGGUCAGGAGUCAGAUGAUGAUCUUCUUUAUUGGAAAACACUUCAUCUCAAUUGUAUUUGAGGUUUAUAGAAUUGUUGCUGUCAUUCGCGUGAUAAAUGAACAAGAGGCCUCACCGCUGACAAGUAAGAAUUCUGAAUGUUAUUAUUAUUUAUUUUUUUGUAAAAAUGCAUUCCAUUUUCCUUUGGUAAAAUCUUUUUCUUUUCUUUCUAAAUAUUUGUUACUCUUUAUAGUUGAUGAUGGACAGAUGAAAUUGCAAUGCAUCAAUAAAACCCUUUGCCAAGCACAGCUAAGCCGUCUGAUGUUCUUCAUUCAUGGAGUGGUGAUGGUGUGGCGUGUGGUCUGGGUAAAAGGAGACAAAGUAUAUUGGGCACUAGCAAUUGGAGUGUGUCUUCUCAUCAUAGAAAGUUUCAUCACUCUCCGAUACACAAGCAGAGGGGAAUGGAAAUGGUUUUCCCCGAGUGUCUUUUUGUACCUCUGUUCUGUCCUUCCCUGUGUUUGGAUUCUGGAGCUGAAUACGGUGGAAUUUGUACCAAGUGACUCUUUAGGGUCAGCGCACAGAAGAGAGCGUCACGGACUGUCUAUACCAAAGGAAUUUGACACAACAAUUUGGACAACUGGACUGGAACAAUCAAUGUUAUUCAUACUAGUGCUUGGCCGCUGGCUAAUGCCUGCAGGAGAGCUGUCUGAGGACCAACUUUCACAGCUGCUAAUGAUGUACAUUGGAAUGGGAGCAGACAUCUUGGAGCUAUUUGAACCAUUCAAGGAACCAGAUAUCAAGAUCAAGUACAGAGUGCUCAUUUUUGGACUUUCUGUUUUCUCGUGGGCCUUUCUUCAGUUCCCAAUUGUCCUUACACAGACAACAUCUGUGGCCACAAACCAGUAUGAUGUUCUUGCCACUGAGGAAGGGAGGGAACCAGGAAAAACAAGAAAGGGAUUCCUUCAGACCUGUUUCUCCAGUGAAAUGUGGAGCAAUAUUGUCACAGUGGGAAUGCUGGAUGGGCCAUUUUUCAUCUAUCGAGUGUAUGCCUUGGCAUGGGGAAAGAUGGAGAAUCAAAUGACAAUCUUCUUUGCCUGUAAAAAUUUUCUUUCUGUGGUCUUUGUCAUUUAUAUGGUAUCUAAGAACUGUUGUAAGACAGGUGACACAGACACUUAA
Molecule: messenger RNA, 2326 nt
Organism: Polypterus senegalus (gray bichir)
Lineage: Eukaryota; Metazoa; Chordata; Cladistia; Polypteriformes; Polypteridae
Exons: 6
Coding region: 374-2326 (650 amino acids)
Source: RefSeq, a predicted model, not a curated record